This is a messenger RNA of Ostrinia furnacalis (Asian corn borer), 1626 nucleotides long. It is a transcript of the gene AST-A, whose product is annotated as allatostatin A. The transcript is spliced from 3 exons. NCBI's taxonomy places the organism in Eukaryota, Metazoa, Arthropoda, Insecta, Lepidoptera, Crambidae. The record is from RefSeq and is a predicted model, not a curated record. Gene Ontology annotation, molecular function: neuropeptide hormone activity. Bases 30 to 698 code for a protein of 222 amino acids.
UGUUCUCAAUCAAUCCUUUCUUCCCCAGAAUGCUGUACACAUCCAUCCCUGUCUACUUCCUGCUGCUGGGCGCGGCGCUGUGCGCGCCGGAGCGCGUGCAAGUGGACGACGUGCGCGAGCACGACGCGCCCGACGCGCCCGCGCACGACUUGACGCACGUCGCGCCGCUCGAGAAACGGUCCCCGCACUACGACUUCGGUUUGGGGAAGAGGGCGUAUAGCUAUGUGUCGGAGUAUAAGAGGCUGCCGGUCUACAACUUUGGAUUAGGGAAAAGAUCUCGUCUGUACUCGUUCGGGCUCGGCAAGCGGUCGGUGGAGGACCAGCCGGCUGAGGACUUUGGCUCCGAAGACCAGCUCGCCGAGUUGUUCGACCAGUAUGAGGACUCACCAGUAUACGAAGAGAAGCGCGCCCGGCCCUACAGUUUCGGCCUCGGCAAGCGAUUCGUGGACGACGACACAGAAGAGAAACGCGCGCGAAUGUACGAUUUUGGACUCGGAAAACGGCUGCCGCUCUACAAUUUCGGCCUUGGCAAGCGAGCGAGGAGCUACAACUUCGGCCUUGGCAAGCGACUAAGCAGCAAGUUCAAUUUCGGCCUUGGCAAGCGACAGAGAGACAUGCACCGCUUCAACUUUGGCCUUGGCAAAAGAUCGGCCGAAGACGCUUCUCUCGACGACAGUGAUAAUUAUUAUGAGGUUUAAAUUAUUUAAUUUAAGUUUUACGUGUGAAGUCACGUGGGAUAUCUUUUGAUAAGUUCUUUAUCUUUUGUUAUUUCAUCGUUUUUUUUUUCUCUUGAAAUAUUUGAUAAAAAGAUUGUUUUUAUACGUGAAUGGUACAUAAGUUUGUUUUUACAUAUGACUCGAAACUACUUUACAUUUUCUUGUGAAAACUCCAGCCAAUUUUCACAGGUAAAUAGAAAAAAGUUUCAUAACUUCGAUUGGUUUUGCGUCCCACGUGAGUUUUCACAGAGUGAUUUAUUAAUAUAGAUAUUUAUUUAUCUAUAAAAUCUCGGACUGGACUUUAAAUUGUGUUAUUCGAUGUAGAUUCAGAAGUAAUAAUAAAAUUGUAUUAUUGUAAGAUGGUGAGCUAUCAGAGCAAAUAUUUUUAUGGUACGUUUAAUUAUACGCAAUAUUCGUUUAAUUGAAAUCUUAGCCAAUUAAAAACAAUUAAACAUUAUAAUGUAUCGACGGUGUCAAGACGUUGCAUUCAAAUUAAUUUUGUAAAUUAUUGUUAAAUGUUUGUAGUUAUUUAUGUAAAGGUUGGAGAAAUAGCUAGUUAACUUAAAAAUAUGUUACGUGUUACGAUUCCUAACAAAUCGAAAUUAACUUAUUAUUUUUUAUAACUUAACAUGUAAUUUGUAGUGCUCAUGUUGCGACUAAACUUUUAGUACUACUUUUAAAAAGUUGUAUAAGUUUUAAUUUAUUUUUGAAUGGUUAUUUGGGAAGUCUCUUUUAUUAAUUAAAAAACUGGUAGUUGUUUAGUUUUAUUUUAAGUUAUUUAAAGUUUUUUUACUAAAUCUUGUCAUUUUCUAGUCAUUUAGGAAUCGUAACACAAUACUAAUAAGUACAGAUAAGCAAAUUAAAUAAUUAAGUUUCCUUAAGACUUAAAAUGUGUUGUUUUGAAUAUAAC